AUGGCCAGCCGCACUACUGCCGGAGGAAUCGGAUUUGCUGUUAGACAAAAGCAAGACUCCAAGUACAGUGAAGAUGAAGGACAUCUUCUUCUUGAAUGGAUUAAGAAAGAGUCUGGAGAGAACAUCAGCACAGCUGGUGACAGAGACAACUUCUUGAGACUUCUUAAGGAUGGCAGCCUUCUCUGCAAGCUUGCCAAUGCCAUUGAGGCCAACAGCGUAAAGAAGAUCCAAAAGCCAAUCUCCAACUUCGCUUGUAUGGAGAACAUUAACGCUUUCGUCGAAGCCGCCAAGAAGUUCGGAGUUCCAACUGAGGAGACUUUCCAAUCCGUCGAUCUCUUCGAAGCUCGUGAUUUGUAUUCCGUUGUUGUCACUCUUUUGUCUCUUGGACGCGUCCUCGCUAAACAAGGAAAAACCAAUCCAUUCUCCAACUAA
Molecule: messenger RNA, 432 nt
Organism: Auanema sp. JU1783
Lineage: Eukaryota; Metazoa; Nematoda; Chromadorea; Rhabditida; Rhabditidae
Source: the annotation of a GenBank genome assembly